UGGCGCUGAGUAUAAAACCAGCAGCAUCACACACACUCCUCAGAAAUCUCCCAUCAGAUCACGCACAGUCACGCACGGACACAGGACGGGAUGCCUGCGAACUGACGAGCUGCGUCCAUUAAACAAAAGAGAAUCAGCAUCAUGACCAGGUCUGUGAGAGGGGAGCACACGUCAGUGGAAUCGGACGAGCAGCGGGAGCUCUGCAGCCCUGCAAGCAGAGAGACCGAGAGGGCAGGAGCCGGAGCGGGAGUUGAGGAGGAGGAGGAGGAGGAGGAGGACCAGCUUCACCAUCUUGGGGAAGACGAAGAGGAGGACGACGAGGAAGACGAAGAGGAAGAGGAAGAUGGCGAGAACAAACCCAAGAGGCGAGGGCCGAAAAAGAAAAAGAUGACCAAGGCUCGUCUUCAGAGGUUUAAGGUCCGUCGAAUGAAAGCCAAUGCCCGGGAGAGGAAUCGCAUGCACGGGCUAAACGAUGCCUUGGAGAGUCUCCGAAAAGUUGUCCCAUGCUACUCCAAAACCCAGAAACUGUCCAAGAUUGAGACCCUGCGCCUUGCCAAGAACUACAUCUGGGCUCUAAGUGAGGUCUUGCGCUCUGGCAAGGCUCCUGACCUCAUGGGUUUCGUCCAGGCUCUCUGCAAAGGUCUGUCUCAGCCGACCACUAACCUGGUGGCAGGCUGCCUUCAGCUGAACCCUCGGACCUUCCUUCCGGAGCAGACUCCGGACAUGCCAACGCAUCUUCCCCCUGCCGGUGCUGCUGCCUAUCCUGGACACUUCUCCUACCAGAGCCCUGGACUGACAGCCGGUUUGCCCAGCCCCCCCUAUGGCACCAUGGACCCUUCACACAUCUUCCACCAGGUCAAAGGUCAGCCAUACGGCUCCUUGGAACCCUUCUUCGAUGGAGUCCUGGUUUCAGAUGGCCCGGCAUUCGACCCGCCUCUCAGCCCCCCUCUGAGCAUCAACGGUAACUUCUCGUCCUUCAAGCACGAACCCGUUGCUGCCUCCGACUAUGACAAGAGCUUUUCCUUUAGCGUGCACUAUGGAGGUGGAGGAGCUGGUGGCCAUCCCUCCGUCUAUGGCAGCGGGGGGCCCAACCCACGGUGCGGUGAGCUGCAAGUGGAACAAUUGAUGGGAUUCGAUGGACACUCACACCAUGAACGGUUGAUGAACGCCCAGUUAAACGCCAUCUUUCACGACUCCUGAGGAUGAAGGACUGUGAGACUGAUGAAGACAGAGAGACCAUGAUAUGAGGAGACUUCUAUCAUUUAAUCACUGUCUUACAGUCUGUCCUUGUUUUUCAUCUUGUUGUCCACAUCAGGAUCUUUAACUUCUCUUUAUGAUGGUGAUUUAACAAUCCCGUAACCUUCUUUGUAGCUCUUCACCUGGCAAGAGAUGCUCUUUGAAUGUCUUGUCAGUGUUCAUAUUAUCAUUUAAAAAUAAUCAAUAAUCAAUGAGCAAUAAUCUGGAGAAAACUAUGCAAUUUUGUUAACAUCUGAGCAAUGCUCAGCUGAUGAUUCCAAAUGUUGAAAGAAUUAAGAUUUCUCUAUUUUUUGGGGGUCAGUGUGUGAGGCAACGUAGGGCUGGUGUCAGGCUGAAGUGUUAAUGUUGUUCAUGUUGUUUUUAAGUUUUUGCUUUUUAUAUGGUUUCUGUAGCAUUUAUGUUAUUUCAUGUGACUCUUGUUCAUAUUUUAUAAGAUAGAUGUUUAUAAAGGCCUUUUAUUAAAAGGAAUUUCACGUGA
Girardinichthys multiradiatus is the source of this 1735-nucleotide messenger RNA. It is a transcript of the gene neurod1, whose product is annotated as neuronal differentiation 1. Lineage: Eukaryota; Metazoa; Chordata; Actinopteri; Cyprinodontiformes; Goodeidae. Bases 142 to 1200 code for a protein of 352 amino acids. Gene Ontology annotation, molecular function: protein dimerization activity. The transcript has 4 exons. Gene Ontology annotation, biological process: regulation of DNA-templated transcription; nervous system development. The record is from RefSeq and is a predicted model, not a curated record.